UUGAGAGAAUAUUUUAGGAUGAAUACUAAAGAUUUGAUUGCCGAAAUUUUUGAUUCGUCCAGCAGUUCCGACGAAAGCUCGUGUUCCAGUGAGUCUACAUCUUCAUCUGAAGAUUAUUCUUCGGAUAUUGGUGCCUAUUUCACUGAACGACUUGUAAGAAGCAAGCGAAAAAAGGUUGAAGAUUUUGUUGGUGAUGUGAUUUAUAAGUACUCGGAUCACGAGUUCAAAUCUCACUUCCGGCUCACGAGAACGGCUGCAUACGCGCUGAUCGAAGAAUUUGAAUCGUCGUGUUUCUUCAAAGUUAAGAAGCGCGGUGGAAGACAUGUAGUCCCUGCUGAGAAACAAAUGCUGAGCUUUUUGUGGUUUGCAGCAAACAAGGACUCGUACCGAGAAGUUGCUAAUUUGUUCAACAUUACUCAAUCAACCGUAUAUCGAACUUUUGGAUAUAUUUUGGACUUUUUUUCUCAAAUUGCUCAACGAUAUAUAAAAUUUCCAAAUACUGAAGAGGAAAAAAAUCAAACGUCAAAUGAUUUCCAGCAGAUUGCUCAAUUCCCAAAUGUACUUGGGUGCGUGGAUGGCUGUUAUAUAUCAAUUAGGAAACCGGCGCGCAAAAUGGCUCAUACAUAUGUAAACAGGCACGAUCAGCUAUCGAUAACGUUGCAAGCAGUAUGUAACGCCAAGAGAGAGUUUAUAGAUGUCGAUGUUGGUUAUUCCAGUCGCAUGCAUGAUGCACGCAUUUUUGAGAAUUCUUUUAUAAGUGAGAAACUUCCACGAAUUUGCGGUCAGCAAUUUCACAUUCUUGGAGACGCAGCAUACCCUUUGCGCGAGUUUCUUUUGGUUCCGUUCAAGGAUUACGGAAAUCUUAGCAAUAUGCAAAGAAACUAUAACUUGAAGUUUAGUCAGACGCGAGUAACAAUCGAGAAUGUGUUCGGUUUACUAAAGACAAGGUUUAGACAAUUGAUGCGACUUGAUUUUCAUUCUGUGGAGAGAAUGGCUCUGUUUGUACUCGCUUGUUGCGUUCUGCACAAUUUAUGCGCAGGUGACCACAUGGCUACGUCCGAAAGCAGUAAUCAGUCAACAGAAAACAUCCCUGAGGAAGGUGAAAUAGGAGAACGAAUUAUCCCAGAAUGAUCUCGUCGAAUGGACAAUCGUGCUGCGGCGCUACGAAGAUUGGGAGAAAUUAAACGAAAUGAAAUUGCCAACUCACUAUAGAAAAAAUAUAGCUGCUAGUAAACUAGUAAU
This is a messenger RNA of Topomyia yanbarensis, 1242 nucleotides long. Its product is annotated as putative nuclease HARBI1. The coding region runs from base 19 to 1131 and encodes 370 amino acids. NCBI's taxonomy places the organism in Eukaryota, Metazoa, Arthropoda, Insecta, Diptera, Culicidae. The transcript is spliced from 4 exons. The record is from RefSeq and is a predicted model, not a curated record.